GCGCCACAGCUCCGUUUGCUGUGCACCACGCGCGCAAGAAAGACAUUCUUUUUUUUUUCAAAAAAUCAUUGACACUGGCUAAAAAAAGAAAAAAUCCAACACCAACACCAGCCAAGAUUUUUCUCCGGUGGAAGUGACGCGUCAACUGGACUUUAUCACAUCGUAACAAAGAAAAAUCCCUCGAAAUAAAUCGUUCCUGCGCAGUGAAUGCACCAACGGUAUAUCGGAGCAUUUCAUUGUCGGCACGUCGACCGGAAGUUUUGAAAUAAGGAUUUCAAGCCCUUGGAUUUUGAGAAUACCGGGUCUAUGUACAGUCCGGGGCGUUCGUGUUGCCAUCAAAGGAGAAAAAGGUGCGAGAGCUGCCCCAAGGAGUCUAUGAACUCCGAGGAAGCUAAUGACGACGAUUGGAUUCAAUAUCAAUGCCAAUAUUGAAGGGAAUAAUUCAUAUUAUUUUUUAGAUUGUUUUUUUAAAUCUUUUGUUUCGGGGAGUUUGUUGUUUUACUGUUGUUCGCGCUGGUGUAGCUAUUUUUCGUUGAAACAUGCUGAAUGAGGAGAAGGAUCUCGAUAAUGGAAUCAACAUCAAGUUUGGGAAGGAUAAGGAUGGCAAGGGCCAGUACACAGCUAUUUCUAAAAAGGAUCCCAAGAGGAAGAAGGAGCUCAACGGGAAUGCCAAAGUAACAGUAAAAGAUGAUAAAGGGGCGGGUGAGCUAGUGCCACCAGAUGGGGGCUGGGGUUGGCUGGUCCUGAUAGCAGCUGUGAUGGUGAAUGUCCUCAUCCCAGGAACGAUAAAGUCCUUUGGUGUUCUCUUCGUCGAGUUCCUGGAGGUGUUUGAUGCAUCACCAGCAGCAGCAGCAUGGAUACCAGCCCUCUGCUACUUCCUCUACAGCUCCCUCGGUCCACUGUCAAGUGUUCUCUCUGUCAAGUACUCGUACAGAACAGUGACCCUCAUCGGUGGAACUUUUGCUGCUGUUGGAAUGAUGCUCAGUUACUUUGCCAAUUCUGUUUUGUUUCUGUGUGUUAGUUAUGGGACUUUUGUGGGAAUUGGAGCUGGUUUAUCCUUUCCACCCACUGUCUACAUCGUCACUUCAUACUUUCUCAGGCUGAGGGGCCUUGCCAAUGGGCUCUGUAUGUCUGGCAGUGCCUUGGGAUCCAUUUUUCUACCGCCCCUGUUGGCUUAUCUGUUGAAUGAAUUUGGAUACAGGGGAGCAGUCCUAAUAAUGGGGGGAAUAACCCUGAACGUCUGGGCGAGUGCUCUUCUGUAUGAUCCAGUGGAGAAGCACAUGAAGUGGAUACCAGCGAGCUCGGAUCCCGAUGACGAGGAGAUUCCAAGCGUUCCCAUCAGUGUCACAUCUCCAGAGCCCGAAAAGAAGCCCAACAACGCCCUCAUAAUCGCCAACUCUGAGAAAUCCAAUCCAAUAGUUCCAAAGAGUGCAUCGAGCGUGGCCCUGGAGAACUACAGGAACACCCCAGCCCAGGGUCGAACGAGGAAGAUAAGCAUGCCAACUGGUCGUGAGAUAUCAUCCCAGAUGCACAGUACUCCAGCCCUCCAUGCAGUACCAGAGAGAGGUGUUGCCAGAAGACGACCAGCAGCUAGAUCUCCCAGCACAUCGUCCUUCAAUUACAUCAGCACACCUUACCACGGUAGCACCCUGUCAGCUCUCAAUCCAGAGUACGCCUCCACUCUCACCCUCAACGCAUUAUCGAAUACAUUCAGAAAAUCACCAGCCAAGACUGUCCAGCAGCCCAAGGUGGAAACCCCCAAGUUCUUCGACGUCAGUCUCCUCAGGGACCCCAUUUACCUCGUCAUCUUGAUAUCCAACAGUACAAAUGCUGUCAGCUACACGAAUUUCGUUAUUCUCUUGCCUGUCUACGCAAUCAGCAUUGGCUUUGAUAAAUCUGCUGCUGGAUAUCUCCUGUCUCUCGUCUCGAUUUUCGAUCUCGUGGGAAGAAUCGGUGGAUCUGCCCUCUCAGACACCAAAUUAAUUCCCAAACAUUGGUAUUUCGUGGGAGGACUCCUUGUCUCUGGUGUCUCCCUGGCAAUUUUACCGAUUGGAAAGAGCUAUGGGUAUGUGUCACUCUGGUGCUCUGUCUUUGGGCUCUCGUCUGGCAUUUAUGUGGGUGUCACUGCUGUCAUCAUGGCUGACAUGCUGGGGACUGAGAAGCUGACGUCUUCCUAUGGGAUCUCACUAUUUGUUAAUGGACUGCUGCAGCUCGUGGGUCCGCCCAUCUGUGGCAUAAUCUUCGAGCAGAUAAACGAUUAUGCACCCAUUUUUAGCUCCCUCGGUAUUAUUCUCGUGGCUGGAGCCUCUCUCUGGGCUUUUAUGCCUUAUCUCAGACGAAAACAGGCCAUUGACCAGGGGGAUAAGGCGGGGGUUUCUAAGGUUUGAGGGGGGACACGUUGAGAGAGCAGUUUUGUGGUUUCUUGGGUGAUUCAGUCAAUGAGAAAGGGUUAAAGGAUUAUAAAUCGAAUGAACUGAGAAUUACAAAGAAGUCCAUUGAUCCAUUAAUCCAUUGACCCUCGACUUCUUCGUUAUUGAAUUGCUUUUUUUUGAGAGGGGGGGUUACUUUCUGGGAACUGGUGGGUGAGUGUUUUGGAGGAGUUAUCGAAACCAUGAAAUAUAUUCUUUGGGUGAAAUAUUCGAUUGUUUCGAUAAUAAAUCACUUUAGGAAGUAAUUUUCAUUGGUAAUUUAUCCAGAUACGAGAACGUCUUUUACGUAAUAAUGAGCAAAUAUGUUCGAUUUAUGGAGGAAAUUGAUAAAUUGCUCACGACGUAUGUCCUCACUGCCGUCAGCCAGCCUGAGUACGAAAUCCAGUAUAUCUUCCUUUCUCAGCCAUUGCAUUUUUAUAUAGACGAAUUUUUUCUUUCUUAUUUUUCGCUAGAACUAAUUGUGUAUAAUCUGUGGAUAAAUGUGGAGAUCAUUGAGAUCAUUGAGAUGUAUUAGAUAACACUUCAAAGUCUUUGAGGGAUAACAGAGAAGGGGUGAAGUGAAAAAAUAAUGUCUUGCCUUAUUAAUAAUUAAUAAAAAUGCUAUCUAGAGGAGCACAUGCGAAGGCAGUACUCGAUACUGGAUUUAAAUGAAACAAAUGUUAGGAAAGUACUUAUAUUAUAGCACAAAGUACUACUGUAUAAUUAAAAUCUGACUUUUGUAAAUCUAUAUUUCCUUACGAUUGAGAUAUCAUGAAAAUAUGAGGUUUCAUAAACAAUUUUAAUCCCUUCGACGUGUUACAAUAUGUCCAUACAUGAAUGAAAGUAUGUUAAUGUGUAAUUAAUUAGGGAUAUUCUGUUUCAAAUGAAUGGACCAAGUCGAAGGCGAUACAUAACACUUUAAGGUCCUUUGGUUCGAUUAUCAAUAUUUUUAUUUAAUCAGUUCAAUGACUAUAUAGGCUAUUGAUCGAAUGGAUUUAUUAAUAAAUGAUCAAGUAUUUUUUGUUUGAUGAUGCCCAUCUCGCUGUGGUGCAGAAUAUAAACUGCAGUAUUUUGUAGAAUUAUUUUUUAACAUCUGUCAUUGAAAUUAAACGAGAUAAAUAUUAUUUAAUACUAAUCCAUCAUCCUCCAGCAAUUUGUUCGAGUGGUGAUAAUUCGAGGGUUUAUUCCGAGAAUAAACGUAUAUAAGACAAUUCA
Molecule: messenger RNA, 3623 nt
Organism: Fopius arisanus
Lineage: Eukaryota; Metazoa; Arthropoda; Insecta; Hymenoptera; Braconidae
Gene: hrm
Product: hermes
Exons: 5
Coding region: 540-2387 (615 amino acids)
Biological process (GO): transmembrane transport
Cellular component (GO): membrane
Molecular function (GO): monocarboxylic acid transmembrane transporter activity
Source: RefSeq, a predicted model, not a curated record